Molecule: messenger RNA, 546 nt
Organism: Eupeodes corollae
Lineage: Eukaryota; Metazoa; Arthropoda; Insecta; Diptera; Syrphidae
Exons: 2
Coding region: 112-456 (114 amino acids)
Cellular component (GO): nucleus
Source: RefSeq, a predicted model, not a curated record
UGUAAGUAAUUUUUAUAAAUAACAACAAAAUAAUCGAAAAUAACUCCAACUUUUUUAUUUUCAAGGAGUAAAACAACAAAUAGAAGGCGAUGCGAGUUGCUUUUGAAUAAAAUGCAAUUACACCCCGAUAUCGCCAGAGGCUAUUCAAAGGAAAAUAAAGAUAAAAUUUCAGAGUUCUGGACGACAACGGCAAAUGAUCUCAACAGUGCAGGGCCUCCAAUAAAGUCAAAAACUGAGUGGAAAAAGGUUUGGAAUGACCAGAAAAGAUAUGUGAGGAAAAAGGCGACGGAAAAUAAAGCGAACCAAAGAGCAACCGGAGGUGUCCCUAAUAAAACAGUCAAGUACACAGACGUGGAAGAAGCUAUAUUACAACUUAUAGGUGUUAACGAAGCUGUGGAAGGUUUUGGCUCGCCCUUCGGUUUGCCUCCCCCUGAGAAAAAAGAAAAACUGACGUAGCCGAAGAGAAUGGAGAUGAUCAAAAUUCAUUAGAGGAUCUAAUGGAAUAUUUACAUGAAGGUGAUGAUACUUGUGAUAAUGGUAAUAUUC